GGGGCGGGGACGCGGCGGCGGUAGUAGCGGCUCCGUGUCGCCGGAGCCGAAGCGCGCAGGCCCGUCCCGGCGACCGGGGGGCGGGCGGGGCGGGGGCGUCAUGUGGUUCAUGUACGUGCUGAGCUGGCUGUCGCUCUUCAUCCAGGUGGCCUUCAUCACGCUGGCCGUCGCGGCUGGACUCUACUACCUGGCAGAACUGAUAGAAGAAUACACAGUGGCCACCAGCAGAAUCAUAAAGUACAUGAUCUGGUUCUCCACGGCUGUGCUGAUUGGCCUCUACGUCUUUGAGCGCUUCCCCACCAGCAUGAUUGGCGUGGGCCUCUUCACCAACCUUGUCUACUUUGGCCUCCUCCAGACAUUCCCUUUCAUCAUGCUGACCUCGCCUAACUUCAUUCUGUCAUGUGGACUAGUGGUGGUGAAUCAUUACCUAGCAUUUCAGUUUUUUGCAGAAGAGUAUUAUCCUUUCUCAGAGGUCCUGGCCUAUUUUACUUUCUGCCUGUGGAUAAUCCCAUUUGCAUUCUUUGUGUCACUUUCGGCUGGGGAGAAUGUCCUGCCCUCUACCAUGCAACCAGGAGAUGACGUGGUCUCCAAUUACUUCACCAAAGGCAAGCGGGGCAAACGCUUAGGGAUCCUGGUUGUCUUCUCCUUCAUCAAAGAAGCCAUUCUACCCAGCCGUCAGAAGAUAUACUGAUCCCUUUGGGGAAAGCAUGUGGGCAAGAUCAGGAGAGUUGGGUCCCCUGGACCUCUGUUCUAGUAGGGGCUGGGAGCCUAGAGGGUACCCAGUGCCAGCCUGGGCUUCCCUCCCCUUAGUUUUGAAGCCCCAUCCCAACCCUCCUUGGGGCUCGACUUGGCUCAGAUCCGAUGCUGCCAGGGGCUGUAACCUCACAGGGCACCAGGGAGGGUGGCAGAGCCUGUUUAGCCAGAAGGCUGUGUCCCCAGUCUUCCCUUCCCCCUGCCAACAUGGGCAGGCAGGGCAGGGUCUGUGAAGCUGGAGAAUAGCCAGUGACAAGUUCUCUGAGCAGAUGGCUGCAGGGACGGCCAUGGCAUGGCACUUCCAAGAGAAAUGGUAUUUGCUGUUGAACUGUGAUUUUUGUCCAAUUGCUGAUUCCCAUUUGAAUAAAGAUUCUAGGUGGCAUUGUUUGCCUUAAUAUCCCAAAAGUUCAUCUUCCUUUCUUCCUGCCAACCUUCUGCCUGGACUGGACAAGUUUCCUGCUGUAGGGACUCCUCUUCUGGGUCUAGGCUUAUCUUUCUGAAGGGACUGUUCUUGUGGUCCUUAGUGAAAAGGUAGCAGAGAUGAGCUGCAGAGCCUGGGUAGGGAGUGGAGGGUGGAGGAUGAAGGCAGCCUGUCUUAUGCAUCUCCCUCUUCUAGCUCUUCUUUUCUCAAGGGUCUGCUAUUGUGAAGCUGGAGGUAGGAAACAGUUGAGGACUGGGAUAGCUUUUCAGAACAUCUACAGUAUCCUAUUUAUAAGUCUUCUUCUGAGGAAAAGGAGUGGUUUCUGGCUAAAUUCUGUCUCAGGCUCAAAGAAAAAUAAAAAUUGGCUUUCAGGCAGCCUGGACUAUAGCCUGUUAUUUAAGAAUUGGGGUUGUUGGGAGAGGCUGUUUGUCACUCUAGGAGCACCCGAGGUUUGGCACUCUCCCGGCUCCUGGGGAGAUGAUCUCUGCCUUCUGAGAAGGCAGGCCAUGUCUUGGACACAGACCAGCAUUUGUUGACCUUGCACUCCAACUACAGUGCCUUGCAAGUGCUCAACAAUACAUAUGGGAAUGAAGUCCCCAUGAGAGCCAUCACUGGCCAUAUCAUAUACCUCACAGCGAGGCAGGCAGGUGAAGAGACGAACUGUGUAUGUGUGGCUCCUUUAAGCCACUGGGAAGACCCCUGUCUUCUUUGUUAUCAUGCCUGAAGUCCCACUGUAGUGGUUUCCCCAUUUCUGUUUCUUAAAAACACCAGCCUUCCCCUUUACCCGAGAAGACUAGCACAUUUUGAUCUUCUGAUGUGCAAGAGAUUGCCAGACCCUUUUCUGCUAUGUAGGUAAGGCAGAGGACACAAGGCUUGGUGUCCUCCUCCUCACCCUGAUGGUGUGGCUUCACCCCUCUUCACUCUUGCCAGUCAGUGCUCUCCUAGGCCAGGGGCCUUCAUGAGCUAAUCCAGUGGAAUCUUCAUACUUUAAUUGAAUCUCAGUGGCAGGUGAUGUGGCUUAUUACCCCAUGCUUUUUGAAAGACACUUCCCUAGCACUUCUGUAGCUUGGUGUCCCUCUACUUCUCUGGCUGCCCUCACGGUCUCCUGUGCAGGCUUCUUUGCUCACCACAUGCACAUUGGGGCCUCUCAAGGUUCUGUUAUAGGGUCCCUGGGGAAGCCCAUCCAUGCUGAUGGCUUCAGGAGCUCUACCAAGGAAUGAAGUGUUAACCUCCAGCCCCAGCAUCUUUCAUCUUCUGAAUCACAGCCUUCUGGGUACACAGACAACUCAAGUCCAUGGACCAGAUGGCACCUUUACUCUCCUUCACAAAACUGCUCCUUUUGAGUAUCUGCCACAGCCCCAAAAUCAUUCAGGAGCCAGACAAACUUUCUAUUCCUUUUUUUGUGUCCUCCACAUCCAAUCUCUAAAUAACUGUCAAGUCUGUCUGCUUAAUAUCUCUUGGUUUGAGCCACUCCCACUACCAACUUUCCCCUGGUUUAUUGUGACAGCCUUCUGUGCUUCUUUAUCUGAUAGGCAGCUGGAGUUGUCUUUCUAAAAUGCACAGUUGACCAAGUCACUCCCUGGUCUAAAACCUUGCACGGCUCCCCACUGCCCUCAGGAUAAAGUCCAGACCCCUUAGCAUGGCUUGUGAGACUCUUUGUCCUGGUCCCUGCUUGCCUAUCUGGCCUCAUCACUUGCCUUCUUGCUCUCAGUCCCAGCCUCCUGUAUGCAGAGAUGCCAUGGCUCCUUUGCCACUUGGAUUUCCCUUUCUUCUACUCACCUUGUACUUCCUCUGUCAAGUCUUGACUUAGAUUUUACUUCCAAGGACUAUCCUUUGAAUAUCCCCCCUUCUCCCCCAUCCUCAACUCAGAUCACUCUGGGCUUACUUGCCUAGUUUAUGGUCUGUCUCCCUACUAGACUGUAAGCUCCUUGGGGGCAGUGACUGUCCUUGAAUUUUUGUAUCAAUGGUGUCUACUUUGGCACCUGGCACAUGGAAAGUUCUCAAUAAAUGAUUGUUUAAUGAAUGACCAGUGAUGCGUACAAGGAAUUGCAGGGGAUCCAGGAUGGCUUCCUGGAGGAAGUGCAAGUGCUCUUGGAGUCUCCUGCCAAAGCUAUAGAUUCUCUCUCUUCCUAAAUGUGCUGCCUGGGUCUCCUUGAAGUGCAGACACCUCAGUGGCAGCUGGGAGCAAGGGAUGGCCCUGCUGGAGUAACACAUCAGUUGGCCUUUACCUAGUCUGGAUCUGCAGGUGAAGAGUGAGGCCUUAAACCCAGAGCAGGAAGGAUUUAACCUGAAC
Molecule: messenger RNA, 3467 nt
Organism: Castor canadensis (American beaver)
Lineage: Eukaryota; Metazoa; Chordata; Mammalia; Rodentia; Castoridae
Gene: Tex261
Product: testis expressed 261
Biological process (GO): endoplasmic reticulum to Golgi vesicle-mediated transport
Cellular component (GO): COPII-coated ER to Golgi transport vesicle; endoplasmic reticulum membrane; Golgi membrane
Molecular function (GO): COPII receptor activity
Source: RefSeq, a predicted model, not a curated record